AUGCAUAAAAUCCAGGCAGUUCUGCAAGGCUGCGAUUACUUUCAAGGGAGAUGGGUUUUUGAUUAUUCGUACCCGAUUUAUAAUGCAUCCACUUGUCCCUUCAUCGGACAGGGCUUUGAUUGCGUGAAGAAUGGUAGACCUGAUCGUGAAUACCUCAAAUAUAGAUGGCAGCCAAAUGGUUGUGACCUUCCAAGGUUUAACGGUCGGGAUUUCUUGGAAAGAUACAGAGGCAAAAAGAUCAUGUUUGUGGGAGACUCCUUAAGUAACAAUAUGUGGCAGUCUCUAACUUGUAUGCUUCACUCAGCGGUCCCCAACUCCAAGUACACCAUAAGCCAAACCACAUUCUCAUUUUCGGAAUACGGAGUAACAGUUAUAUUUAUGAAAAAUGGAUUCCUGGUGGAUGUGGUUAGAGAAAGGGUUGGUAGAGUUCUAAAGCUCGAUACCAUCAGCACUGGCAAACUGUGGAAAGGAGUAGACGUGCUGAUCUUCAACACCAACCACUGGUGGACACACACUGGGCGCUCUAAAACAUGGGAUUAUUUUCAAAUUGGCAACAAGCUUUUGAAAGAGAUGGAUCGUAUGGAAGCUUAUAAGAUUGGGUUAACAACUUGGGCUAAAUGGAUUGACGCCAACAUUCAGCCUUCACAGACUAAAGUCUUCUUCCAAGGAGUUUCUCCCAAUCAUGCAAAUGGGUCAGAAUGGAAUCCAAAGGCGAGGAAUUGUCGAGUAGAAACAAAACCUGUGAAGGGAUCGGAGUAUCCGGGCCCCAAUAAUCCUGGAGAAGAUGUCGUAAAGAGUGUGUUGAGUAAAAUGGCUAAGCCAGUUUACUUGCUUGACAUCACAUUGCUGACACAGCUGAGAAAAGAUGGCCAUCCUUCUACUUACACAGGCAGAGGCAUUAAGUUUGUGGACUGCAGCCAUUGGUGUCUUGCUGGUGUCCCAGAUACUUGGAAUGAAAUCCUUCAUGCAGCUUUGCACAAUGAGUAA
Molecule: messenger RNA, 987 nt
Organism: Quercus lobata
Lineage: Eukaryota; Viridiplantae; Streptophyta; Magnoliopsida; Fagales; Fagaceae
Gene: TBL42
Product: TRICHOME BIREFRINGENCE-LIKE 42
Exons: 6
Cellular component (GO): Golgi apparatus
Molecular function (GO): O-acetyltransferase activity
Source: RefSeq, a predicted model, not a curated record